Molecule: messenger RNA, 3591 nt
Organism: Eruca vesicaria subsp. sativa (arugula)
Lineage: Eukaryota; Viridiplantae; Streptophyta; Magnoliopsida; Brassicales; Brassicaceae
Source: the annotation of a GenBank genome assembly
CUCUCUCUCCUCGUGCCUUUUACAGCACUAUAGCUCCGCUUGCGUUUAUCGUUUUCCCCCGAGUAACGUCUCCUCGACUUUUUCUCCGCGAGAUCUCGCAUUUUGCUCUCUACAUGUUUCCUUCUCUCGAUUGAUCCCUAUCUUAGUCGCGUCCAUGAUUCACGAAACCGAAGAUAUUUAGUCUCUCUGUUUGUGAUUUUUCUUUGAUAUAAUUGAACGAAGAGAGUGAAACGUCGUCGUUCUGUAGAAUCGUUGAACGAUCUAGAGUGAGAAUGGGGAUAGAUGCAGGAGGAGGAGGAGGUGAUAAGAAGAUAACGAUCGGAGUCUGCGUCAUGGAAAAGAAGGUUUUCUCAGCUCCAAUGGAACAAAUCAUGGAUAGAAUACAGGCGUUUGGCGAAUUUGAGAUCAUACAUUUUGGGGACAAGGUUAUACUUGAAGAUCCUGUAGAAAGUUGGCCGAUUUGUGAUUGUCUGAUUGCUUUCCAUUCCUCUGGAUAUCCUCUUGAGAAAGUUCAAGCAUAUUCUUCUUUAAGAAAGCCCUUUUUAGUGAAUGAUUUGGAUCCGCAAUACCUUCUUCAUGACCGACGGAAAGUGUAUGAGCAUCUUGAGAUGUAUGGUAUCCCAGUUCCCAGAUAUGCUUGUGUCAACAGAAAAGUACCCAACCAAGACCUUGAUUAUUUCGUCGAGGAUGAAGACUUUGUUGAGGUUAAAGGUGAACGGUUCUGGAAGCCAUUUGUGGAAAAGCCCGUCAAUGGAGAUGACCAUAGCAUAAUGAUAUACUACCCUAGCUCAGCAGGUGGAGGCAUGAAAGAACUGUUUCGUAAGGUUGGGAAUCGUUCAAGUGAAUUUCAUCCUGAGGUCAGAAGAGUAAGGAGAGAGGGUUCUUAUAUAUAUGAGGAGUUUAUGCCUACUGGAGGAACUGAUGUCAAGGUCUACACUGUGGGUCCCGAAUAUGCACACGCUGAAGCAAGAAAAUCCCCUGUUGUCGAUGGUGUCGUAAUGAGAAACCCUGAUGGGAAGGAAGUGAGGUAUCCAGUUCUGCUUACACCCGCUGAGAAGCAAAUGGCAAGAGAAGUUUGCAUUGCAUUUAGGCAAGCGGUCUGUGGAUUUGAUCUCUUACGAUCUGAGGGAAGUUCAUACGUUUGUGACGUUAAUGGAUGGAGUUUUGUGAAGAACUCUUACAAGUACUAUGACGAUGCUGCUUGUGUGCUGCGGAAAAUGUUUUUGGAUGCAAAGGCUCCUCAUCUUUCUUCGACAGUUCCUCCCAUUCUGCCAUGGAAGAUCAAUGAACCUAUCUUAGCUAACGAAGGUCUAACUCGCCAAGGAAGUGGCAUCAUUGGAACAUUUGGGCAGUCGGAGGAGCUACGUUGUGUCAUUGCUGUUGUUCGGCACGGUGAUAGAACCCCUAAGCAAAAAGUGAAACUAAAAGUUACAGAGGAAAAACUGUUAAACCUGAUGCUGAAGUACAAUGGAGGAAAGCCAAGAGCUGAGACAAAACUUAAAAGUGCCGUCGAAUUGCAAGAUCUAUUGGAUGCUACAAGAAUGUUAAUUCCUCGUACAAGACCAGGUGAAAGUGAUAGUGACGACCUUGAACAUGCUGACAAGCUUCGGCAAGUGAAAGCUGUUCUUGAAGAGGGUGGACAUUUCUCAGGCAUAUACAGAAAGGUUCAGCUAAAGCCGCUGAAAUGGGAAAAAGUAACAAAGAGUGAUGGCGAAGGUGAAGAAGAACGCCCAGUGGAGGCUCUUAUGGUUCUGAAAUAUGGGGGUGUUCUAACUCAUGCUGGUCGAAAGCAGGCAGAAGAACUUGGUAGAUACUUUCGAAACAAUAUGUAUCCAGGUGAAGGUACCGGUUUGCUCCGUCUCCACAGUACAUACCGUCAUGACCUUAAAAUUUACAGUUCUGACGAGGGACGUGUUCAGAUGUCUGCAGCCGCUUUUGCUAAAGGCCUGCUGGACCUAGAAGGACAGCUGACCCCAAUCCUGGUUUCUCUGGUUAGCAAGGACUCUUCCAUGUUGGAUGGCCUUGAUACUGCGAGCACUGAAAUGGAAGAAGCCAAGGCUCAACUGAAUGAGAUCAUUACCGCUGGCACAAAGUUGGUACAGGAUUACGUCUCUUCUGAAUUACCUUGGAUGAUCGAUGGGGCUGGACUUCCUCCUCACGCUGAUGAGCACCUACCUGAAUUGAUCAAACUAGUUAAAAAGGUGACUGAACAAGUGAGGCUACUUGCAAAAGAAGAAGACGAGAAUCUCACUGAGCCUAGCGCCUAUGAUUUAGCCCCUCCCUAUGAUCAAGCAAAGGCCCUUGGCAAGUCAAACAUUGACGUUGGACGGAUUGCUGCUGGAUUACCUUGUGGUAGUGAAGGAUUCCUUUUGAUGUAUGCUCGGUGGAAAAAACUCGAAAGGGAUCUCUACAACGAAAGAAGAGAUCGGUUUGACUUAACGCAGAUUCCCGAUGUUUACGAUUCAUGCAAGUACGACCUGUUACAUAAUUCUCAUCUCGACCUGAAAGGACUAGACGAACUCUUCAAAAUUGCUCAGUUACUUGCAGACGGUGUAAUACCAAAUGAGUACGGGAUAAAUCCACAACAGAAGCUCCAAAUCGGUUCAAAGAUUGCUCGUCGGUUGCUUGGUAAAAUCUUGAUCGACUUGAGGAAUACUCGAGAAGAGGCAAUGAGUGUUGCUGAACUGAAGAACAGCCAAGAUCAAGUCUCGGUAUCAUUAUAUUCGUCGAGAAAGGAGGAUAGAUAUAGUCAACCGAAACUUUACAUUAAAAGCGAUGAGUUGAAACGGCCUACCAAUGGAGAGAAUAAAGAUGAAGAUGAUGAUAAAGAAACCAAAUACCGACUAGAUCCAAAGUAUGCAAAUGUCAUGACGCCUGAACGUCACGUGAGGACACGCCUUUACUUCACAUCUGAAUCACAUAUUCAUUCUCUGAUGAACGUUCUACGGUAUUGUAACCUGGAUGAAUCUCUUCAAGGAGAAGAAAGUCUCGUCUGCCAAAGCGCAUUGGAACGCCUUUGUAAGACGAAAGAACUUGAUUACAUGAGCUACAUUGUCCUAAGACUGUUCGAGAACACUGAGGAAUCUCUGGAAGACCCGGAACGAUUCAGAAUCGAACUUACAUGUAGCCGUGGUGCAGACUUGUCUCCCUUAGAGAAGAAAAACGAGGAAGCAAAAUCAUUACUGAGGGAACACACACUUCCAAUAAUGGGACCAGAGAGGCUUCAAGAGGUUGGUUCGUGUUUGACACUGGAGACAAUGGAGAAGAUGAUACGUCCAUUUGCAAUGCCGCCAGAGGAUUUUCCUCCGCCGUCAAUUCCGGCUGGCUUCUCCGGUUACUUCUCGAAAAGCGCCGCCGUGCUGGAGCGUCUUGUAAAACUCUGGCCCUUCAACAAGAACUAGACGUCUACUAAUAGAUAAAGCUAAAAAAAAGUAACAAAUUAGACGACUGCCGACUAAUCCACAUUGUAGACAUUUUUUUCCUUUCUUUUCUAAUUGAAUAAACUAACAUCUUCAGUUUUUUUGGUUUUGAUCAUUAAUUGUUUUGAAUAAUUCCUUUUUGGGGUUAGUAAUAUAUGAAAGAAAUUUCCAA